AUGUAUGAUUACGACGAUUUUACAUUCAGUUCAAGCAAGGGGUGGAAACCUGGUGACAUAUUGAAGAAUAAGACCAACGUUCCUAACCUGAACGACACUAAUCCUUUCUGGGGCUGGGAUUUUAUUUCACUAACUAAUCAUCCGGGAACUACCAUUCAUCGAACUGACGUUCAACCCUUUUCACUCACUUCCAAAGGCUGGGAGCUUGAUAGUGAGGUGUCUGGUAAAUGGAUCUCUGGCACAUGGGAUUUCGAAGACACUCAAAACGUCUUUGACCCUGUAUCCGGGCUAUUCGUUACGGAUCCUAGACAUUUUACGGGAAAACACCGAGUCCUUCAAGUUGAUCACUGUCUAUCCGAAAGAUUCAUCGCGCCAUGUCAAGUCAACGUUUCCAAUAGUCUUCUUCUCAUUGUUUGCGUUAUGUGCACACUCAAAUCUAUGUUGUGUAUCUUGGUCCUUCGACUUGGAGGCAAUGAGGGUCCUUUGAUGACUCCCGGAGACGCCAUUGCCUCAUUUAUUGCCAUACCAGAUGAAGAAACCAAAGGAAUGUGCACAUUGAGCAUGAAGGAUCUGGCGACAUUUCUCGUCAAAGAGCCCCAUAGUACUGGUGGCAUAACUGAAAACGGCAAAUGGCUGCAAGGCCCAAGACAAUGGGAAGCUGAUACAUCUACGCGGCGGUUUGGAGGAUGUCAUAUCUUCUAA
Molecule: messenger RNA, 702 nt
Organism: Fusarium graminearum PH-1
Lineage: Eukaryota; Fungi; Ascomycota; Sordariomycetes; Hypocreales; Nectriaceae
Exons: 1
Coding region: 1-702 (233 amino acids)
Source: RefSeq, a predicted model, not a curated record